CUCAUACCGGAAGCAAAAGCACAUUGACGCUUUACAGCCGCUGCCUGGGAAAUUACAUGUUAACGGACAAAGUAACAGUAAUAUUAACAUAUUUUAAUAAGUAACAGGAAUAGGCUUUUUAAGGGCGUUCGCUGACUUACAACACCGCGGUAUGAUGCGCGGUGUACUUUUUGUGCUGAGGUUUGAAAUCUUACGUCUGUGUUAGUUGGCUGCCAUUAGCGCACGAGCAGGGUAGUCCAAGUAGAAAAAAAAAAAGCUCCGAAGGAAGAUUGCUGAAGGACUUCUUUUAUGUAAACAUGGGCCGCAUCCGGGCGGAGGAGGACGCGUCGUGAAAGGUGUCGGUGUUUCAUCCCUGAAGGCAGCAUCACAUUUAAGCCAUGGAAGAUUGUGUAAUAUGUAAAGCAUGAGCAUGCUUCAUCACACAAUGACUGCUCCAUCCAAACAAUAGAGUUAACUGCGGUCACGUCAUCACACAGCCAUGGGCGUCUGUUCAUCUGCCUGCAAGAUGUUGCGCAGGGGGAAGUACUUUUUCCUGCUGCUCCUCUGCUUGUCUGUGCUGGCAUGGGUUGCCAUGUUUUCUGGAGAAAUUGUCAAAUCCCUUCCUGUGUCCUCGGUGACAACGCAAGCUCUUGCUAUGCGGGACACGGUACACUCAUGGACGUCAGCAGCGGAUACCUUGAUUACUCCAACGCCAAUACAGGAGUGUCCUCAGAAGUCGCCGCUGCUACAAGGAGCACUGAAGCUGAACUUUGAGCCCACCCUGACACUGAAGGACGUGGAGGGCGAAAACAAGCGAGUAGCUGAAGGCCAGUUCGAACCUCCCUACUGCACGGCCAGACAGAGCGUGGCCAUCCUUAUUCCGCAUCGCAGCCGAGAGCGACAUCUCCUCUACCUGCUGCACCACUUGCACCCCUUCCUGCAGAGGCAGCAACUCCACUAUGCAGUCUAUGUCAUCCAGCAGGCUGGUGAUGCCACUUUCAACCGCGCCAAAUUACUCAACGUGGGUUACUUGGAGGCACUUAAGGACUACAACUGGGACUGUUUCAUUUUCCACGAUGUGGAUUUGGUUCCUGAAAACGACCACAAUCUCUACAUCUGCGAUACACAACCCAAACACCUGGUGGUUGGACGUAAUUCCACUGGAUACAAGCUGCGUUACAAGGGCUACUUUGGAGGCGUCACAGCCAUGAGCAGAGAGCAGUUCCAUCAAGUCAACGGCUUUUCAAACGCCUACUGGGGUUGGGGUGGAGAAGACGACGACCUCUGCAAAAGGGUGGAGCUACAGAAAAUGGAGAUUGUGCGGCCACCCGCCGGCAUCGCCCGCUACACAAUGGUAUUUCACAAACGCGACAGCGGCAAUGAAAUCAACAAAGACAGGAUGAAGCUGUUGGGACGAACGCCUGCGGUAUGGAAAAAAGACGGACUCAAUAGCUGCUCGUACAAGACUUUAUCGGUGGAGAGGCCGCCGCUGUACGUCAACGUGACCGUGGACAUUGGAAAGCCACAGAGCUGAGGUUUUUAGUCGGUUGCCAGAUGAUUGCAGAACUACAACCACACAUUUGCAGCAGCGGAAGUGAAAGGUGAUGCUGUGGAUUUCCAACAACAAAUGUUGUCCACUUCAGCUGUGUUCACAUUUCAAUGACUCCUUAUGUGCAGUCUUAAAGUGCCCAAACAUCCACCCAGAACUCAGUACUGUUUGAUUAUUAAUAAGUAUCCAAUGUGAUUAAUCACUUCAUAAUUUCGUAGUCUUUUUUUAGCUGGAUGCACAUCUAAUCUACAUAUUAUACAUUUAGCAUAUCUGUCUUGAGAGGAGGCUGAACUGCAUUUUAUUUUUAGACCAACACCUAAGUUUGGUAAAAGUAGCGUGACAACAUAAUUACUCGGUAGGAACUGAGUAUAGUGAUGUUUCUAUACGUGCAGUGUUUCCACACUAAAAGAUGGUUUACGUGGAUGGAUUGAGCAUGUAGACAUGAUCAUUUUUGGCUUAUUAUUCUAGAAAUAUCAAUGCACAUGCGCUCGAAAUAAUUGACCAGCUAAAUUAUUCAAAUGUUGUAUAAUACUGUACCGUACUUAUCUAGAAGUGACAAUAUUGAACUCCAGAUGAGCAGACAAGUUCCAAAAUAAAGCAAGUGACCUUGUAGGAUUUGAUGGAUGUUAUAAAACCUUCCUCAAAUCACCAUAUUAUAUAAAAAAUAGUCAAAUUACUGUACUGCCUUUUCUUAGUAAGCAAAGACUUGUUUUUGUCCUGCAAAGGAGCCAGGAUAAUAUACUUAUUUAUAUAGAGCCUUAUGUAAUUGACUUGGGUGGUGGAUUAUGUAUUACCUUAUCAGGAUGUGACCAAUCAAAAUGACCUAAUAUUAUAAGCAAUACACACAUUUUUGUAAUUAUUUUGUUUUGUUUUGUUUAUUCAUGUGACCAUCAAACUUGACACUUCCUGAUCAUGCCAGAUGCAUUGCCAAUCCCGAAAGACUGAUUUUAUUUUGAAGUUUCUGAAUAUCUUUGUUGAAUGUAUACAUUUUUAGAUGAUUGGUGGGAGAAGAAAUGAUGACUGAUCUUUGCGCACCUAACGAUUCGGCGAGGUUCCAAUUCCCGGAGUGACGAUUUGAUCCCUACUUAAACCGAUUCUCGCUAUGUAUUAUUUGGUAUUAUAUUUCAAAUUAAAGUUUUUAAAAAUAGGUUAGGAAAAAGCUCAUUCUGGCUUAAAAAUAUAUGUAAAAAAAAUUGAUUCUUCUAAAAAAAAAAAUUCAUUUAUUUUAAUUUGAUUUUUUUAAACCGAUUUUUAUUAAAUUAUGAAUGGGUUUAUAAUCAAGAUGAAUAAGAAUGUGAAUCGCUUUUUUUUUGUGCACCCCUAUUGAAUAUGAUACAUUUCAUGACUAGAAAUUAAAUGUCUAAUAAACAAUUAUUUUCUUAU
Entelurus aequoreus (snake pipefish) is the source of this 2911-nucleotide messenger RNA. It is a transcript of the gene b4galt4, whose product is annotated as UDP-Gal:betaGlcNAc beta 1,4- galactosyltransferase, polypeptide 4. The record is from RefSeq and is a predicted model, not a curated record. Gene Ontology annotation, biological process: carbohydrate metabolic process. Bases 479 to 1513 code for a protein of 344 amino acids. The transcript is spliced from 7 exons. Gene Ontology annotation, molecular function: glycosyltransferase activity. Lineage: Eukaryota; Metazoa; Chordata; Actinopteri; Syngnathiformes; Syngnathidae.